This is a messenger RNA of Sphaeramia orbicularis (orbiculate cardinalfish), 2240 nucleotides long. It is a transcript of the gene txndc9, whose product is annotated as thioredoxin domain containing 9. The record is from RefSeq and is a predicted model, not a curated record. NCBI's taxonomy places the organism in Eukaryota, Metazoa, Chordata, Actinopteri, Kurtiformes, Apogonidae. Bases 120 to 788 code for a protein of 222 amino acids. The transcript is spliced from 5 exons.
AUUUCCGGUGUGGUUUGACGUUACAGGGCCUUCUGUGACGUAAUUUCCGCUGUUGCCGUAGCGUCUGCUUUUCGCGCAUAAAGUGAAGUGUAGCAGAACAGCAGGUUUAUCAAGCAGUCAUGGCCAACCAACCGAUGGAUAUCAUAACAAAGGUUUUGGAGCAGUCCGCAAAGCUGGUGGAGGAGCAGGUGGACGCACAACUGAGCAAACUGAAUGAAAUGGAUGAAGACGAUCUGGAGAGACUCAAAGAACGGCGGUUGGAGGCGCUGAAAAAAGCCCAAAAACAGAAGCAGGAGUGGUUGUCUAAAGGCCAUGGAGAGUACAGAGAAGUCCCAAGUGAGAAAGACUUUUUUGGUGAAGUCAAGGAAAGCAAGAACGUUGUCUGCCAUUUCUACAGAAAUUCCACUUUCAGGUGUAAGAUCCUUGACAAACACCUGGCUAUCUUGGCAAAGAAGCACGUGGAGACCAAAUUUAUUAAACUAAAUGUGGAGAAGGCUCCAUUUCUGACAGAGAGGCUGCGGAUCAAGGUUAUUCCGACACUGGCUCUGCUCAUAGAUGGAAAAACGAAGGACUAUGUGGUUGGAUUCUCUGACCUGGGCAACACAGACGAGUUUCCCACAGAGAUGCUAGAAUGGAGACUUGGCUGUGCAGAUGUUAUUAACUACAGUGGUAACCUGAUGGAGCCUCCCACAGUGACUCAAAGAUCAGGCACAAAGUUCACAAAAGUGGAGAAGAAAACCAUCCGAGGGCGAGGUUAUGACUCCGAUUCAGAUUCUGACGAUGACUGAAAAGCACUGACAGUUGUCUGGUUUUCUCGCUCAGGGCUACCUCAUUUAGAAACAAAAAAUCAAACAGCCAGCCCGUUUUCAUGUUGCCUCUCCCCUUUUCUCAGUGACUUAUCCAUUUCUCACUUCUCCAUAUUUGUUUGUACUACAAUAGUUGAUACUUUUUGAAGGAAUUAACACUUUUCUUCCAGCCAAUUUAAUCAUUUGUGAAUCCCAUUGUAUAUUUGAAUAAACUGGACAUGCAUUAGUAUACAUACUGAGCCACUGUACCCUUCAUGCUCUUAGUUUUGUUGUUGAUUAGAGCUGAAGCACCAAAGCAUUGGCAGUGAAGGCCCUGUUGUAUCUGCUCCAUUUCUAAUUUUUUUCCACUUGAGAUUCAUGCCCAUUUUUGAGGGGCUGAACAAGGAUGAAAACUGAUGUUUCAGAAGUUUUGUCAGUUAAAUUGCAAAAAUGACUCUCUUGCCCCCUUUAGACCACUGCUCCGAACUACUUUUACCAAUCACAAUGAAAUUUGGUACUCAUGUAUUGACUUCCAACUUGGUCAGUCAAGUCUUAAGAGGUUGAAAAUGAAAAUUUAUAGAAACGAUCAGUCAUCACACUAUGUGUUCAGGGCGGGAUGGAGAAUUUUGAUGUCGCAUUAAGAAAAACAAAACCAUUAUAAGUAAUUAUAACUGAAGUUUUUGUCUGAUUGGCACUGAACUUCACAUGUAUGAAGUUUCACCAUUAACAUAAUCAUGAUAUUGAAUCUCCCUCAGCACCACCGAUUGGUAAAAGGAAAUGAAAGUUUUAGUUUUUUCUUGCAAGUUGAACAUAUCACACUUAAACUGGGUCAAACAAACCCCAACAAGUUGAGGAUAAAAUGUCUUAAAAUUAGUCACCUUUCAUGACUCAGUAUGUUUAUGGUGGCACAAGUUCUGAUGUUUUAUCCUAAAGCAAGAAAUUAUUUUAAUGCAGCUGUAGUCUUUCAAAUCUGCAUCAGAUGUCUUCUGUAGAACAAGAGUCCUACCCUGAACAUACUGACAUGAUAAUAGUGAGCAUCACUUACAGAGCAACCUACUGGAACUACUGGAAACAGGAAAUCAAAUUCACAAUAUGAACAUCAUCUGAUUGACACUAGUUACUCCACACAAUAUACAGUGAUGCCAUGGUUUUAUGACUGUUCUGUAGCACCACAUAGUGGACAUUGGAAGUCACAAUUAACUCAGUUGUGCUACAUCCUCAACCAUGUCAGCCCCCAAAACACCUCCAUGACCAUGACCCACUCAGAGUUGCAUGAGGGUGUGUUGGCCCAUUCAUAACUUCUUGCAGUUACUAGCUCUGUCUUGUCAUUGGCUAAAGUCAUAAGGUUUUGUCUUCCAUGUAAUUGUGAGUCUGUUAUUCUAAAAGAAAUCACGAUGCAUGUGAGUGCCAAGAAUGUCUUUCAGCAUUUCAUUUACAGAAAACAUUUCCUUGUAA